Chinchilla lanigera (long-tailed chinchilla) is the source of this 1676-nucleotide messenger RNA. RefSeq names its product interleukin 34 (gene Il34). Gene Ontology annotation, biological process: positive regulation of monocyte differentiation; positive regulation of protein phosphorylation; positive regulation of cell population proliferation. Gene Ontology annotation, molecular function: macrophage colony-stimulating factor receptor binding; cytokine activity. The record is from RefSeq and is a predicted model, not a curated record. The transcript is spliced from 7 exons. NCBI's taxonomy places the organism in Eukaryota, Metazoa, Chordata, Mammalia, Rodentia, Chinchillidae. Bases 584 to 1219 code for a protein of 211 amino acids.
GCUUCUAGUCUAGUCAGAGCUGCGGUGGCUUGCGUUCCAGCUGCCCUCCUCAGAUAGGAAGCCUGCACUGUGGGCUGGGGCAGCCGCAGCCUCUCCUGCCUGACAUCCAGUCCGCAGCCCCUAGGCAUGUGCUGCAGGUCCUGGAGCCCCUUAAAGCCACCAGCAAGUGUUAGAAGACUGCGUGCUGGCCCGUGAACAGAGCCAGACUUCACACUGAGCAGCUGCAGUCGGGGAAAUCAGAGAAAGCGCCACCCAGCCUGAGAUUCUGAGGGACCUGCUGGGGACGCCGCUCUUCCUCUUCCUCGGGAAGGAAGACCCCGAGGCCACCGGCUGGCACCAGCUCCUGGGCUGCGAUGGGACUGGGAGCCGCCACCCCCAGGCUGUCCUCCGCCCUGCCGGGCAGAUAGGGCAGCUGUGCCCAGGAGGAUCCGCCCUCUGCCUGCUGUCCGGCACCUCCUCCUGGCCAGCUCUUCCUGGACUGGUGGCCACCUUUGCUGACCCGAGGCCAUGUAGGCACCGCUCAGGCCUUUGCACACACGGCUGGGGACAGCGCCUCUGCUCUCAGGGGACCCAGUGCACCACCAUGCCCCGGGGACUCACCUGUCUGCUCUAUCUUGGGAUCCUCCUUGGUGUGCCCUUGGGGAACGAGGGUCUGACCCAGAAUAAGGAGUGCGCCGUCACCGGCUUCCUGCGGGACAAGCUGCGGUACAGGAACCGGCUUCAGUACAUGAAACACUACUUCCCCAUCAACUACCGGAUCAGCGUGCCUUACGAGGGGGUGCUCAGAAUCGCCAACAUCACCAGGCUGCAGAGGAGCCGGGUGAGCGAGCAGGAGCUGCGCUAUCUGUGGGUCUUGGUGAGUCUCAGCGCCACCGAGUCGGUGCAGGCGGUGCUGCUCGAGGGCCACCCGUCCUGGCGGUACCUGGAGGAGGUCCAGACGCUGCUGCUGAACGUGCAGCGGAGCCUCGCGGAUGUGGAGAUCAGCCCCCAAGUAGAAGCUGUAUUGUCUGUCCUCAGUACCCCAGGCCUGAGCCUGAAGCUGGUGAAGCCCAAAGCCCUGCUGGACAACUGCUUCCGGGUCAUGGAGCUGCUGUACUGUUCUUGCUGUAAGCGAAGCCCCAUCCUAACCUGGCAGGACUGUGAGGUGCCAGGUCCUCAGCCCCACCAUCCAGAGCCCUCGCUGCAGUGCUCUGCCGCCCUGUUGUACCCGCCACCUUAGACGCCCCCCACCUCCUGCCUGGCUUCCUGGGCUUAAGCGCCGGACCCCAAGUCAGGGCCCAGAGCUGAGGUCUCUCAGCCUGAGCCACCCGUAUGCUGACCCUGUGUGGGCACUCCUGACUUGUCCCAGGAGCUGGGCCGGGCCUGAGAUGCACACCUUUUGGAGAAGUCCUGAGCCAAAGCUGGGCUCAGCUUCUGCCUUCCGACCUGACUCUGUCACCCACGGCGUGGUGGGGGCUGCGGGCCCCUGGCUGCAGGUGGUGCUGGAGAGUACCGUGGUCACUGCAGCCAGAGCUGCGCUUCCAGGCAGCAGGCAGAGAGGUGGGGACCACGUAGGACUCCAGGACUCAUGGUGGCUUCCCAGCCAGGUGGCACUAAGGGUGGAGCCAAAUGCCACAUCUUGCCACAAUGGAUGCUAUUCUAGUUUUUUCUAUUAAACACCUGCUUGUUUUGGUUUG